AUGAAAGACCAGAAAUGCAGAUUGUCUGCGACCACCUUGACGAUUUUCAUUCUCGGUCUUACUUGCAUUCUAAGCAUCUCCCCUGCUGAUACUGCCACUGCAGUAGCUGAUUCGGGUGGCUCGUUGUCAACUUAUAUAAUCCAAGUACGAAAGCCAACGGACAAACAUUUUGCUACUUCAGAGGAUCUGGAUGCUUUAUACCGGUCAUUUUUCCCUACCACAGCAACCAGCUCUAACCAAGAGCAAAGAAUGGUUCACUCAUACCGACAUGUGGUAUCCGGGUUCGCGGCCAAAUUGACCGAGGAAGCUAAAGCCAUUCGGAACAGGGACGGUGUUUUGUAUGUGCGUCCGGAGAGGGUGCUCUCUCUACACACAACUCGCACCCCCGAGUUCUUGGGAUUGCGCCAAGAAGUCGGGCUCUGGAAGGACUCCAACUUCGGCAAGGGUGUGAUCAUCGGAGUAUUGGACUCAGGGAUAUAUCCCCAGCACUCUUCCUUCAGCGGCGAGGGGUUGCCACCGCCCCCGGCCAAAUGGAAGGGCAAGUGCGUCUUCAACGACGCAUACUGCAACAACAACCUCAUCGGUGCGAGGUCCAUCGUUUACGGGGAAUUCGAACAGCCAUUUGAUGAUGUGGGCCACGGCACACACGCUGCCAGCACAGCUGCGGGUGCUUUUGUGAAGAAUGUCAGCGCGCUCGGUAAUGCCAAAGGCACGGCCGCAGGCAUAGCGCCUCUUGCGCAUUUGGCAAUCUACCAGGUUUGCUAUAUUAGGGGGUGCCUUGAGGCCGACAUAUUAGCUGGGUUCGAUGCGGCCAUCGAGGAUGGUGUCGAUGUGAUUUCCCUCUCUGUUGGAGGGGAUUCCUCUCCGUUCUUCGACGAUGCGAUUGCAAAAGGUUCAUUUGCCGCCAUCCAAAAGGGCAUCUUCGUGAGCAGCUCCGCGGGGAAUAGGGGCCCAUACAACCACUCAUUGUCAAACGAGGCAACGUGGCUUCUCAACGUGGGAGCCAGCACCAUAGACCGCAGCAUAAAGGCCACGGCGCGGCUGGGGAACGGGAAGGAGUUCGAUGGGGAAACCUUGUACCAACCGCAAGACUUCGAUCCAACGCUACUUCCCCUGGUUGAUCCAGGACUAAACGGAGAUGACUCCUCGGCCCUUUGCCUUCCCGGAUCACUAAAAGACCUCUCGGACCUCAAAGGAAAUGUGAUCGUGUGCUCCGUAGACUACGGCGGUGUUGCGCGAGUUGACCAAGGUCAAGAGGUCAAGGAUGCAGGUGGUGCGGCCAUGAUCCUCGUGAACUCCUCUCUGGAGGGAGCCACCACCCUUGCCGAUAAGCAUGUCCUACCCGCUGUCCAUGUGGGAUAUGACGUGGGGAGAGAGAUCAAGAGCUACCUAAACACCACCUCAGCGCCGAACGCCACGAUCCUAUUCAAAGGCGCUAACAUCGGGAGUUCGGUCGCCCCGGUUGUAGCAUCCUUCUCUUCCCGCGGCCCCAACUACCAAAGCAAAGGCAUCCUCAAACCGGACAUCAUCGGCCCGAGUGUGAACAUUCUCGCUGCUUGGCCAGUUAGUUUAGACAAUUCUACGUAUGAUGAGCACUCAUUCAACGUGAUCUCCGGGACCUCCAUGUCCUGCCCCAACCUCAGUGGUGUGGCGGCACUGCUCAAGAGCGCACACCCCGACUGGUCUCCAGCGGCCAUCAAGUCCGCCAUCAUUACCACUGCCUCCACCUCUAACACGGAGGGCCAACCCAUCUUGGACCAGUCGCUCAAUCCAGCAAACAUAUUCACCACUGGCGCAGGACAUGUCAACCCAUCAAAGGCUGUUGACCCGGGUCUCAUUUACGACAUCGAACCGCAAGAUUACAUUCCUUACCUUUGUGGGCUCAACUACACCGACUCCGAAAUCGAGCUCAUAGUUAAAGAAAAGGUCACAUGCUGGAGCACUGGGAGUAUACCCGAUUACCAGCUCAACUAUCCAUCGAUCAGCUUGAGCUUUGACAGUACGGUGACGAAGUUUAACGUGACGAGGAAGGUGAGGAAUGUCGGACCUGCUAACUCGUCUUACAGGAUGGUUAUCGACCCCAUCACGGGUCUCAACUCAAUUGGCGUGUACCCGAGUAAUCUAGAGUUCACGAAGGUGAACGAGACAGCGAGUUUCAGCGUUGACUUCGCAAGGAAUAAGACGGCGACCCCGCCCCUUGCUCAAGGGGCGAUCACAUGGGUAUCUGCUAAGCAUUCAGUUCGAACCCCUGUCGCCGUUGUCUUUUAG
This is a messenger RNA of Eucalyptus grandis, 2268 nucleotides long. Its product is annotated as subtilisin-like protease 1. Lineage: Eukaryota; Viridiplantae; Streptophyta; Magnoliopsida; Myrtales; Myrtaceae. The record is from RefSeq and is a predicted model, not a curated record. Gene Ontology annotation, molecular function: serine-type endopeptidase activity. Gene Ontology annotation, biological process: proteolysis.